Messenger RNA from Acanthosepion pharaonis, 702 nucleotides. The record is from the annotation of a GenBank genome assembly. NCBI's taxonomy places the organism in Eukaryota, Metazoa, Mollusca, Cephalopoda, Sepiida, Sepiidae.
AUGUAUCUAUCUAUGUAUCUGUGUCAUUCUCUCCCUCUUUCACGCUCUCAAACAACCCUUUCUCGUCAUCUCUCUCGGUCUGUCUGUCUCUCUCUUUCUCUCUCUCUCUCUCUCUCUCUCUCUCUCUAUAUAUAUAUAUAUUUCAAUCUUAUCAAUCUAGUCUAUCUUAUCUAUCUAUCUAUCUAUCUAUCUAUCUAUCUAUUCUAUUCUAUUCGAUUCGAUUUGAUUCGAUUUAAUCUACCGAUGUGUCUAAUUAAAAACUCUGUGUAUAUAUGGUUUUAUAAUCAUGCAUAUACUUGCAUAAUUCUCAAUCUAUUUCAAUAUGCUCAUUUUCUAUCUAUCUAUCUAUCUAUCUAUCUAUCUAUCUAUCUAUCUAUCCUUGUCCUUCUAUCUCUCUUUCCCUCUCCUUCUGUUCAUUAUUUCUCUAUCUAUUUCAGUGGAUUCAUUAUCUAUCUAUCUAUCUAUCUAUCUAUCUAUCUAUCUAUCUAUCUAUUCUCUCUUUAUCUAUCUGUCUAUCUAUCUAUCUAUCUAUUCUGCCUUUAUUUAUCUAUCUAUCUAUCUAUCAAUCUAUCUAUCUAUCUAUCUAUCUAUCUAUCUGGUUCUAUCUAUCGCUGUCCUUCUUUCUCUCGUCCUCUCUCUCUCUCUCUCUCUCUCUGGAUUUCAUAUUUAUCUAUCUAUCUUUCAAUUUAUCUAUCUAAUUAA